Molecule: messenger RNA, 1614 nt
Organism: Coffea eugenioides
Lineage: Eukaryota; Viridiplantae; Streptophyta; Magnoliopsida; Gentianales; Rubiaceae
Product: poly(rC)-binding protein 4-like
Exons: 10
Coding region: 38-1366 (442 amino acids)
Biological process (GO): regulation of gene expression
Cellular component (GO): cytoplasm; nucleus
Molecular function (GO): mRNA binding
Source: RefSeq, a predicted model, not a curated record
UAUAUUUUCAGGUCUGUAGACUUCGCCCCUACCCAGAAUGGCUCAAUCUCAAUACCCGAACGAAACCCUUGUAAACCCAAACACUCCGGCACAACUUUCGGCUGCUUCGGUUCCGGCGACCUCUUCUACCACGGCGUCGCCUCCAGGGGCAGCUGCAGCUGCAGCCUCGGCUAUGCCAUCAGUGAUCGAAGAUCCGCCUCGGUCGAACACGUUGAAGCGUCCUCGAGAAGAUGACAGUGAGGCGGAAGCCGCCGGUACAUCCGUUGAUGCUCCGGCACUGAAACGGCGGGUCAAGGUCACUCAGGACGUCCUUUACCGUAUAGUGGUGCCGUCGAGGCAGAUUGGGAAGGUUAUUGGUAGAGUUGGGCAUCGAAUUCAGAAGAUUCGUGAAGAUACCAAAGCAAAUAUUAAAAUAGCGGACGCUAUAGCUCGGCAUGAAGAAAGAGUAAUCAUCAUAAGUUCAAAAGACAGUGACAACAUAUUUUGUGAUGCUGAGAUGGCCCUUCAUCAUAUUGUCAAUUUGAUCCUUAAGGAUGAUGAUGUUAAUGUUGAGCCACAGAAAGUAGCAGCUGGGCAUGUUGCUGCUAAUACAAUUAGGCUCUUAAUUGCUGGUACGCAAGCUGGUGGUUUGAUUGGACUGAAUGGUCAAAAUAUUGAGAAACUAAGGAACUCCUCUGGAGCUUCUAUUACGGUUCUUGCUCAAAGUCAGUUACCUUUAUGUGCAUCUGCUCAUGAGUCUGAUCGAGUGGUGCAGGUUUCUGGAGACAUUGAUACAGUCCUGAAGGCUGUUGUGGAGAUUGGAUGUCAACUGAGGGAUAAUCCACCUAAACAAGUAAUUUCCAUCAAUCCAUCCUAUACUCCCGGCUUCAAUCGCCAACCUCAUCAAUACGUUGAUCCAGCUUCAGCUGAAUAUGUAAAUCUGGAGAUUAUGGUUCCUGAAUCAAUGGUUGGAGGCUUAAUUGGACGGUGUGGUUCCAACAUUUCAAGAAUCAGAACUGAGUCAGGAGCAACUAUUAAGGUUUAUGGUGCAAAGGGUGAACAAACUCAAAGGCAAAUUCAUUUGGGUGGUAGUGCUCAACAGGUUAGCCUAGCAAAGCAGAGAAUUGAUGAAUAUGUUUAUUCCCAGUUGAUGCUACAAUCCGGUGUACAGCCAUCAAUACCUGCUGUGUCCAACACAUUGUUCCAAGCAAAUAGUUAUCUCCAAGCAAAUACUUUAUUGCAAGGUUAUGGACACAAUAGUGGACUUUAUAUAAGCAGUAAUCCUGGAACGGCUAUGAUGCCAUCUCACGCUCCAGUAUAUCCAUCAACCACUGCAGACCAGGCGGCUGCUUACUAUGGACAGUCAUUCCAGGCACCGCCAAUAUAAGUUCAAAGUGGCGGCGGCGUUAAGUUAGGGACGAGAUAACCAGUGUACAAACUUGUGGACUAUUGUAGUGUGAACUUAUUCGUUAUACUGUAAUUUUGUAAUCUUGUGGUUUGUCUCAAAAGACACGCUUAUUAGUGUUUUUUUUUUUUUAUCUUUUUGAUUAUUUUCUGCCCAACCCAGAGUUGUCCUUUGGAGAUAAUAAAAGUUUCUAGUGAAUUUUAAAGGUGCAUUUUUGUAGUGCCUUCUCA